Messenger RNA from Amyelois transitella, 1009 nucleotides. It is a transcript of the gene CPG9, whose product is annotated as cation channel sperm-associated protein 1. The record is from RefSeq and is a predicted model, not a curated record. The transcript has 2 exons. Lineage: Eukaryota; Metazoa; Arthropoda; Insecta; Lepidoptera; Pyralidae. The coding region runs from base 57 to 677 and encodes 206 amino acids.
GCGUAAGUACACGUAACAAAUAGAGCACUCACUGAGUGAAACCGGGUAUAAAUACGAUGCAAAUUUUACCUCGGCAGCAUUACCCGCCACCCUGCCGUACCGACCAUUUGUAUCAACCGACAAUGAAAUAUCACAUUUUCCUGGGAUUCCUGGCCGCGGUGGCCGCCUACCCCGGCAUCAUCCACGAUGAGGCACCACAGCUCGAAGAGAAGUACGACCACGCCCUGAUCGGCGAAUCAGGCCACCACCACGCCAUCCAACACGAGCACGCUAAAUCUCAUCAAUCAAUCAAGUUUGAGCACUUCCACCCAGUCCCCGUUUACGUCAAGAAAGAACACCACCAUUUACUUGAGCAUCCUCUCGAGAAGGGCAAAUCUGAGCAGGAUCUGAAGCUGAUUCACCCUGAGACCGAACACAAACAUGGCGGUGGUUUAGUCCUGGAAGACCACAGAUUAAACACCGAUCACCUCGCUUUGGAACAUCAUGGAGGUUUGGAGCAUGGAGGUUUCGAGCACGGAGGUUUCGAGCAUUUGGGCGGCUUCGAGGGUUUCGAAGGUGGUGAGGGUCUGAAGGCAUAUGCUGAAGUCCAGCCUUCUCAUGGAUACGCUGAGCAUGGACAGGCUCUUUCUGGUGGCUACAGCGGUGAAAGCUACGGAGGACAUUACGGAGGCUAUUAAUCUUACAGGCUUACAAGCGUGGAGGUUACUCCAUCAUCUAAUGUUAUUUAGGUCUCAUUCUUGCCUGAUGAUUGUAAACGGUGAUAACAUACACAUACUUUCUUUUCUGUAUAUGUUAGGUACACAUACAGAAAAUAGAGUAAAUACGUGCCGUCACCGUUAAAUGCGUGUUAGAUGUAAGUAUUUUGGGCUUAAUUUUGUUCAGAUCCACACUGUACCUGAUUUAGACUUAGAAAUUUCUAACCGUGAGUUCUAAGCGCGAUAUUAUGUAUUGGAAUGUAAGUGUUAUACUGUGGAAAUUAUGAAAUUGUUACGAUGUGUGAAAGUGGCGC